AAUGAAAAAUUUUAUUCCCGUGGCCACGCCGCAUGUUGCAUUCCGAAGGGUCACGGAAUAUCGGAAUAUACUGCAAAAAUAGCCCUAACAGUUUCAGACGCUUUGAGAGUGCUGGCUUCUCUCCCCGUGGCGGUGAUCCUGUCCAUGUUGUUUAUGGACGAGUCUCACACUGCUUCAUCAGCUUACAAGAGUCUUUUGUUCCAUUGACACUGACUGAGUGGAGUCGUAUGGACCUGACAUAUCGUUUAAAUUGAGCACUAUAUUUCGAGAUAGUUUUGCUUGCAAUGGCUGCACUUAGGUUUCAAAUUCAUGUUGACAAAGAAAAUGCCAGCUCACUUGGUGUAAACCCUAAACUCCGCAAUGGGAGCACUUCAGGAAUACGAGGGAAAGUCUUCCAGGAGUCCAUCACCCCGGGUCUGACGAAGCCACGGAAAGCCCUCGGAGACGUCAACACACCGGCUAGUUCUCGGCCUCGCAAGGCUCUAGGAGAUGUGAAUGGGACAAGUGGAGGAAUCCUGAAGCCUGUGAAGGGGAAGUCUGGAGGGUUGAAACCGCUCUCGCUGAACCCUCAGAGUUUCAAGAAGCCAGAAGGGAAAAGGUCACAGGAAAAAGGACUAAGGAAACAAGAGCCAAAGAUAUCUGUGCCCGUGUUACAGACAGCCCGCAGUUGCCAGCCUGCGUCUUCACUGUGUGAGGACAUAGAGCAGAUGCACGUUGAGAAGGAGCCAGAUGAUGAUGAGGAUGUGUGGCCGGCGCGGGAGCGGAUCAGUACGUACAUCGACAAGUUGAUCAGCUGGCGUCCACCCUGUCUGUACAAUACGUGGAGUGAUAGUGAUGAUGAAGAGGAUGACAGGAAGAUUCAGGAGAUGAUGGGCCAGCUGGAUGCCCUCCCAACACCCAAAAUCGCUGCAGUUGAAGACACUAUAGUGCAUGUGGAAUCUCUGACUGUGCCCCUGCCAGAAGUGGAUGUACCAUUCGCCGAUAUAUCUUUACUGGACUCCAGUCAGAACACUUCUCUGCCAUCUCUAGAAGACUCCUACAGUAUUGUGCCCAAUCCUGGCACCUUGCAACUCAAAGACAUCUGAACAUAAUGUGCCAAAUAUCUCCGCCAGAUCCAUCGAUCAUUGUUCACACCAUCAUCCCAUCCUCACUGUGUCAUCUUGCCCUCUGAAGCCAUGAACAUACUGCCCUCUCAUCUAUCAUCGUUCGCAAAGUACAUUCCCUAGGCCCCUUGGUGAUGUACUUCAUACUUCGCAGACCUUGCCGUAAGUCAGUAUUCCAGAUAGGAGCUUCUCUGUCCGGGUUGAUGGUGCCAGCCAUGUGAGGCGGGUAUGCCGGACAUCUAGUCGAGACUGGUACAGCAAGAUCAUGACAGAGAGAUGACAUGACAGCAAGAGCUGCAUCAGGGCAUGUGGCAGUCAGUUUCUUGUAUGUAAUGGUUUCUCAGAAGUUUGCUGUCUGGAUACUUUGGUUUUAUUCAACUGUAAAUAAAUGUAGGCUUUGUGUAAAUAAA
This is a messenger RNA of Haliotis rufescens (red abalone), 1513 nucleotides long. RefSeq lists its product as uncharacterized. The transcript has 6 exons. Bases 285 to 1085 code for a protein of 266 amino acids. NCBI's taxonomy places the organism in Eukaryota, Metazoa, Mollusca, Gastropoda, Lepetellida, Haliotidae. The record is from RefSeq and is a predicted model, not a curated record.